AUUUUAACUCCAUCAUCGUCUUCUUCAUUCUACUCCUCACCAUGAAAACUAACACCCUCGUUUCCGCUGGUGCCGGCUCUGAUGAAAAUUACGUGGCCGCCGGCGAGGAGGAUGGUCCUCAAUCUCAGACCAUCUUUGACUUUCCACCUGAAUCAUUUUGGGUCCCCAAAGACUCAGAGCAAGACUGGUUCCACCAGAACGCCACCAUGCAACGUAAGUCCUCCUUCAAGCUCGCAAGGUUCUCCGUCACCGGAAACUGCCACCACCACCACAACAGCAACCCUUUCUCUAAUCGCUCGCUCUCCACUUUGAACCAUCACGACCACAACAAGUCUUCCCUCCUCGCUCUCCCCAUUUCCGACGGGAACCUCUGGCAAAACAAGGCGGCGGCGGCGGCCACGAGGGUGUUAUUCCGGAGCCGGUCCGAACCGGGAGGCAAGGGCCGGUUGGUGACAGAUGGAGCUGAACCCGGUUCUCCCGUGGUUUCUUGCACUGGCCGGGUACGGCCGAUGAAGAAAGAUGGAGGGAAGAAAACAGGUCUGUGGAAAACGCUGAGGACCGCUCUGAGGGGACGGCUCGGAGUUAGGCGGCCGCGGGUGGUGAACAACGCCGGCAGUGAAUCGGCCGGUUCGGCUGGAGCUGAGUCGGGCAGGUGGUCAGGCUCGUUGAGCGGGAAUAAUAAUUGACAUGGCGGAUUUGAUACCGUACGACGUAGGUGGAGUUGGUGGUGACGCCGUGAUUACACGGUUAUGGCCCACACACACAUUUAUCACUCCGUAUGUGUAUGUAUACCUUACCGGAAAGAUUUCCUGUAUGUAUAUAUCCUUACUUGUUUUAAUGAGAAAGUGGUAAGGCGUUUGGAACAAAAAAAAAAAAGAAACUUGCCAAAAUCUCAAAAAAUGACAUGUUUGAAACAAUCUAGACCCAGUUUUGUAAUACUAAAUUGUUUGAAUUGACUCUAAAGUGAUUAGAUUGAUUUAUUAAAAAAAUUAUAUUUAAAAUAUUUUUCAAUAAUAAAAUAAAGAAAAUAUUAUAUUAAAAAUAGCUAAAAUAGUUCUCUACUGUAAUUUCAGCCAAUAUAACUAGAAAAGUAACUUCAACCUUAUUUUUUCAUCUUUACACAAUUCAGUGCGUAAAAUUAAUAUUUACGUGUUUGGUGAAAAAAUUGACUGAUAAACUUGAUAAGACGAAAAGUAGGGUACCAAACGGGCUCUUAGUCAUAAGGCUAAUCAAAAUCUCAAACGGAAGAGGUAGGAUAUUGAAAAAUUCUAGUUGUACACAUAACUUGACCCCAUCUGGAAUACUUUUCUGUGUACACAGACAUCUCAUUUAGAAAAAAAACAAAUGUGUACAAAUCUUAUGUACACCAAUAAUUAUUGUAGUAUAUUUAUAUCUCCUCCGUGUUUUUUUUAAUUACAAGAUUGCAAUUGUAUAUCUCUUAUUCUCAAUUAGUAAAAAAUGUAAAAAAUAAACAAAUUUUGAAAAUUGUAAUGAGAAGAAUUGAACAAUAUUUUUAUAAAAAAUAUUUAUCAUAAAUUAAUAAAUAAAAAUAUAGUUAAUAUCUCUGUUCUAAAAAUCGUUCUAGGCGUCCGACUAGUCCUCGCCUAGGCGCUAGGCGGUGGUCGGGCGCCCCGAUUUUCGUCUAGGCGCUCCGACUAAUUGGUUUGCCGUCUAGGUGAAUUAGUCAGCCACCUAUGGCGCCUAGUUGCCCGCCUAGAGUGCCAAAUCGGCCGCCUAGACCGUCUAGAUUCACCGAACAUUACUUCACUUUUUAAUUUUAAUUUUUUAAGUGAUAUACGCACUUUAACUUUCGCCAUG
Cuscuta epithymum is the source of this 1818-nucleotide messenger RNA. The record is from the annotation of a GenBank genome assembly. Lineage: Eukaryota; Viridiplantae; Streptophyta; Magnoliopsida; Solanales; Convolvulaceae.